AACAAAUCAAAACAAAUUGUGAAAUAUUUGUUGAGUUUUUUGUCAAUAAAAUUGAUUUAAUGUUAAGAAAUGUAUAGAAAGUGAGAAAACAAUGGGUUUAUUGAAAAUUAUCACAAAAAUCAAACAAAAGGAGAAAGAAAUACGAGUUUUGGUUUUGUAUGCAUUGAUUGUCCAUUCAUUUGAUCCAUUCAUACAAUAACUGUAUUAACUGUUUGACUGUUUGUGUGGUUCAGAGGUCUCGACAAUUCGGGCAAAACCACACUUUUGAAGCGUCUCAAUGGCGAAGACGUGCACACAAUAUCACCCACUCUUGGAUUCACUAUCUCUACGUUUGAACACAACAACCUAAAGCUGAACGUGUGGGACGUCGGCGGACAGAAGAGUUUGCGCGCCUUUUGGCGCAAUUACUUCGAGAGCACCGAUGGCCUCAUCUUUGUUGUCGACAGUUCCGACACGUUUCGCAUCAAUGACUCCAAACACGAACUCCAGAACCUCUUGAAAGAGGAGCGCCUUUUGGGCGCAACUCUACUCGUGUUGGCCAACAAACAGGAUCUGUCCGGUGCUGUCAGUUGCGAGACAAUCAGGCAUUUGUUGCAAUUGGACUCAAUUACUACCCAUCACUGGAUGAUUGUUGGCUGCAGUGCUUAUUCCGGACUCAAUCUCUUGUCUUCAAUCGAUUGGCUCUUAGAAGACGUCUCCUCAAGAAUUUUCAUCAAUGAUUGACAAAUUAUUUU
Molecule: messenger RNA, 734 nt
Organism: Medioppia subpectinata
Lineage: Eukaryota; Metazoa; Arthropoda; Arachnida; Sarcoptiformes; Oppiidae
Source: the annotation of a GenBank genome assembly